Microtus oregoni (creeping vole) is the source of this 5209-nucleotide messenger RNA. RefSeq names its product tetratricopeptide repeat domain 9C (gene Ttc9c). Bases 852 to 1367 code for a protein of 171 amino acids. The transcript has 3 exons. Gene Ontology annotation, molecular function: protein binding. The record is from RefSeq and is a predicted model, not a curated record. Lineage: Eukaryota; Metazoa; Chordata; Mammalia; Rodentia; Cricetidae.
GGCCAGCUUGAAUCGUAGUCUGUUGCUCUGAUUGGUCGUCUGAUAUCGUGCGGCCUUUUUUUCCUAUUGGAGAAGUAGCCGGGAAUUUUUUUUUUUUCCGGGUUGGUCCGCUGGGGAGGCGGGGUCGUUUCUGCGGGAUUACUUUUCUGGACUCAUUUCUGAUUGGGUGAUGUGACGCAAUGCGCGCGCCCCGUUAGAUGCCAAACUGCUAGCAGGCCAGGUCUUUUCCUGUCCGAGCGCCGGCCCUUAAACUGAAUCACAGGAGACUUCCGGGCUUGGGCCAUUGCGGUAGUGCGGUUGUAGGACUUGCCAGUGCACACGGCCUCUUCUGCCUCGCCAGCGGAACAGGGGCUCAGGCCUCAUUCACUUCGCUCCUUCAGUUAACAGCAGAGACAUCGACAAAUGCUUGUUGAAUAAAGAGAAAUAAAGAGCUUGGGAAGGAGCGAAACCUUUUUGACCUGUUUCAGUUGUUCCCGCCUACUCCAUCUUCUUCCAGGUCAGGGGGUGUGCCUCAGAGAAAGAAGGAAAAGAAUUUUGCGGGCUGUCACACACUUCGGAUGUUUAGCUGGGCCUUUGAAUCUUCCUAGAGUCUAUACUCACGCCAGGAUCUCUUCUUUUGGAAAUCAUCAUUUGGCCUAUGGCUUCACUACCUCCACAUUAUUCAUUUUUUUGCGGAACUUGUGGAAACUGAAAAGGGGGUCAAUUGGACUGUAGUCCUAUAAAACAUCAAAGCUCAAAUCCUCCCGAAGGAGAGUAAUUUUCUGCUCCUUUGUAGUAGACUUCCCAAAGCAAUAAUUUUGAUCCCAACACCACAGCCUCAGUUGAUCCUUCAUUUAACAAUUCUAACAGUCAUGGAGAAGCGCCUGCAAGAGGCUCAGCUAUUCAAGGAGGAAGGGAACCAACGCUACCGGGAAGGGAAGUACCGAGAUGCUGUGAGUAGGUACCACCGAGCUCUUCUUCAGCUGCGGGGCUUGGAUCCAAGUCUGCCUUCCCCGAUACCCAGUCUAGGACCUGAGGGCCCAGCUCUCACGCCGGAGCAGGAAAACAUACUGCACACCACUCAGAUGGACUGCUAUAACAACCUAGCUGCCUGUCUCCUCCAGAUGGAGCCAGUAAACUAUGAACGAGUGAGGGAAUACAGUCAGAAAGUCCUAGAACGACAACCUGAUAAUGCCAAGGCCUUGUAUCGGGCUGGAGUAGCCUUCUUCCACCUGCAGGACUAUGACCAGGCUCGGCACUACCUGCUGGCUGCUGUCAAUAAGCAACCUAAAGAUGCCAAUGUCCGGCGAUACCUCCAGUUGACACAAUCAGAACUCAGCAGCUACCACAGGAAAGAGAAGCAGCUAUAUCUGGGCAUGUUUGGUUAAUGAAGAAAAAAGAUGCUUCUCUACUUGAGCUCAAGUGGACCACUAAAGACCCGUCAAGAGAGACCUGAACCUCAGCAAGAGAAACUCACCCUUAACCUCUGACCCAGGUGGAUUUCUAUUUUCCUGUUCUGCACAAGCUCUCUGCUACUUAGGCCGUCUGCAUUCCUUAUUGUCUAUCCCUCAGUGUGGCUGGCAAUCCAUAUUAUUUGCCUUGAGAAAUCGACUAGAAAGCAUUCAUCCACUGUGGAUGCAAUCAACUAUAUUUGUGAUGUAGAUAAAAUGAGAUGGUAUUAGAUGUGUUCAGAUACAGAGGAGAAGGCCAGUGAAGGAUAAAAUAAUAAGGACAGGCAGAAAGGAAUCUUUUACUGUUUCCUCAGAUGCCUUUGUUUUUCCCAGUGGGAAAUAUAUAUAAUUUGUGAAACUAGAUAAAUAUAAAUUGAGCCCAAGUAUAUGUACAUUUACAUUAAAGAUUUGAAAUUAAUCAUUUUGGGGCUAGGAUGUAGCUCAGUGGUAGAAUGCUUGCCUGGCAUGUACAAGGUCCUGGGUUUGAUUCCCCAGUGUUGCAGAAAUAAACUAAACAACAAAAUCCAACUUUUAUUUAAAUUAAUCUCUCUUUUGUUUGUUUGUUGUCAAGAUAGGGUUUCUCUGUGUAGCCUUGACUAUCCUGGAACUAUCUCUGUGGACCAGGCUGGACCCAAACUCACAAAACCCGCCUGCCUCUGCCUCGCGAGUGCUGGAAUUAAAGGUGUGCACCACGACUGCCUGACUCUUUAAUUUUUUUUCUCCCAGUAAUUUCUAGUCCUUGAUAUUGCUUAUAUUCAGAUCAUUAAUAUAGUAUAACUUAUUUAUUUGUCUUUAUUCUGUUUUAAAGCUUCUGAAGUAAAUGCUUGGAAUACAUGAAACCCUGUUUUUUAAAAACAAUGUUUCUGGGAGUCAAGCACGUAAAUAGUUAAGUAUCUAAUAACUCUCUGUCCUCCUGCCGAAAAGGAACCCACGUGCUAGUGAGCUUUUUAUGGGUCUGUAUGUAUGUGUGGGGCUGGAGUUUGAACCUAUCUUGCACGUGCUAGGCAAGCACCCUAUCAUUGAGCUACAUAGUCAGCCUCAAAGUGGUUUUGUUUCUGUUUGUAUUUUGGACAAGGUGUCUCUGUGUAGCCCUGCCUGUCCGUGUUUUAAUUUUAAUAGGUGCAUUUCUAAAGUGUGUCCAUUUUUCUCAGAAGCGUUACAGUGUCUUCUUGAAAGAAUAUCAUAAUAAAGCAUGACAGAACCCAAGUCUCCUCUUCAUCUGUCGCUCUUAUUUUGUAAGAGCUCAGGACCUCUCAGAGAAAAGAAACCACAAGGAAAGACGGUUAUUGCUUAGUCUUGGAAUUCUGAUAGGACCUGGGAAGCUGCUGUGCUCGUGGGUGCAGGGUGCAGACCUAGUGCAGUCCUGCCUCUGUGGCAUCCAUCAGCCAAUGGCUGCCCUGUCAUUCUGUUUACUCUGUGGAUUGUGUCUAUAUUAUGGGUGCCAAUUAGUAGCUAAAACCAUGUAGUAGGUCUCUACCAUUAAAAGUGGAGAUAAUAAGCAUGUGGUAUUCAUUAGCCAUCAUGUAAUCAUUAAACAAAUAUGAUUCUUGGGGUGGGGUCAGUCUGCUUUAUUAAUAACACCCCAAACUCUCCCAAUGCGCUACUCUUCUUUGUUCCUCCCUAUAGUUUAAAUAAUACAUGCAUCAAAGUACAGCAAAAGGCUUACUAUCAAAUAAUCUAAAAAAUCCAAGGCAAGAACUAAGUAAAGUAGAAUAUUUUCUUUAUUUAAACUUCUUAAACUGUUAAACCUAGCAUUUGCCUGUCAUCUCAGCACUCAGGCUGAGGCAGGAGGAUUGCUAUGAGGCUAUAUACUGAAUUUCAGACUAGAUUGGGUUCCCUAACAAGAUCAUGUCUUUUUGUUUUGUUUUGUUUUGUUUUUUGAGACAGGGUUUCUCUGUGGCUGUGGAGCCUGUCCUGGAACUAGCUCUUGUAGACCAGGGUGGCCUCAAACUCACAGAGAUCCACCUGCCUCUGCCUCCUGAGUGCUGGGAUUAAAGGCGUGUGCCACCACAGCCUGGCCAAGAUUAUGUCUUAAAAACUCAAAAAUAGAUGGAAAAAAUUCCUAUAUUGGUUUGGCAACAUUUUGUCAUGGCGAAUCCUGUCACAUUUGGUUGGCCAGAGGGCCUUAUCUUUGAAGUUUUCUCUGAGUAAAUUUCCAUUUAAAAAUCUUAACACUACCCCUCAAUUAUAAAUAUCCAUAUCCACUUGUCUUUUUGGAGUCAGUUAGGUCCAAUCUGUGUCUAAAAGUUAAUUUUAAAAUCUUUAUCAUCUUGCAUGUUUCACUUUUUGUUUCGUUUUUCAAGACAAGGUUUCUCUACAUAGUGCCGACAAUUCUAGAACUCACUCUGUAGACCAGGCUGCCCUUGAACUCCCAGAGACCCACCGCCUCUGUCCCCAAGUGCUCUAAUCCUGGCACAUGUUUCACUCCUUUGGAGCUGGUUUUACUUCUUGGUUGUUCUGUAAAAAUUAGAUAUUCAAGGAAGCUGUCUACUACAUUUUGAGGAAAAAUAAAACUGAUAUUCACAAAUACAUCUUAGAAAUUUAUUUUGCUGAUCAUUUUCUUAGCCUUCUAAGAGGUGAUACCAACAUGGUAGUCAGACGUAUAUGGCAGUUAACAGAGACUUUAAGAAACAGAACAGUAGACAGAGGAAAGUAGCCUGACACAGGUCUGACAAGCCUACAUCUUGGUCAGCCACAGUGAAUCCCUAAAUAUCUGUUCAGGAGAGGAAGAGGCUGUAAGCAUUCCCAACAAGAUCUGGAGAGAGGAGCUUUGUGAUGUAUUUGAAGAUCACAGAAGGCAGUUUGACAAGUAUUUCCCACAUUGAGACCUACCAGUUCCAUAGAUUUGCCUCAAGUUCUAUUUACACAUUACCUGUAUUAGUGUUUAGUCAAUAUGUGAGGGUUAAGGGUGUAGUUUUGUGGGAGAGCUCUUGGCUAGCACUGUCCCAAAAUGAUUUUAAUGUCUUUGUAGCCUUUGCUGCCCUUGACAUCAUGGCAAUCCUCCUGUGGUCAGCCUCCCAGGUGCUAAGAUUACAGACAUGAGCCAGCACACCAGCUAUAUUCUGUACAUUCUUAAGUUGCCCAGGCUAGCCUAGUCUACUGAGCCCGUGAGCCUUCUGCCUGAGCUAGAACUACUAGUGCCACACUAGUCUGUAAAAAUGGAGGUGAAUUUACUUACUCAUGAAUUCUUUUUCCUUCUCUGUGUGGGCUAGGCGUGGAAACUCGGGGCACAUACUCUCCCACUGAAUCACACCCCGGCCCACUGACUCGUCAGUUAAGUACUGGCUGGAGCAAGGCUGACUUGAUUAGCCCAGGAGUGACUGUUACUCACACAGUUUAGAGAAUCUGUGUCAGUUCCAUAAGGGCUUUGUUCCUUACUUUGAGGAACUGAUAUUCUAAGGCAACUUAUUUUUUCAGCUCCCCCUACUUCUUUAAAUGAGAAAUCAAAAGCUAUAAAAUCCACCCUUUUGAAGGGAACUGGUUCUCACAGGCUUUGAUGUUUACAGUAGGAAAGACUGGAAAAGGUGCUACACUCAUCUAGAAUGGCUUUUACUAUUUUUAUUCAUAUUUUGCCCUUUCUUGGAGAAAUUAAGGCAGUAAUACAUUAGCAUAAAUAAAAUUGGAACAUAGUUAUUCUAAUAUAAGGAAUGUUAGCUGAACCUUGUAGUGAUAUUUCAUUUGUAUUUUAAUAAAUAAAGCUUGCCUGAAGAUCAGAGAGUAAAACAGCCCCACUGAUCAGCCUUACAGAUGAGGCAGUGGUGAUACACACCUUUAAUCCC